AUGCCGCUUUGGAACAAAGUCAAGGAGUUCUUCAAGAAGAUUGAAAUCGGUGAAUUCCGUUUGGCGGAGAAAGUCGAGGAAAAGGCAGAAAUAGCACUGGCACGGAUUCUCAAUGUUCCAGAAUUUGUGGAAAAAUACUUGGAUAUUGAUACGAGACUCCGCCUCCGUAAGACGUGUAGCCUCUUCCGGGAAAUUAUCUAUGAAAAAAGACUGCAAAUAGAUUAUCUCCGCUACACAUGCAGUGGCAAUUCUAUCGAGAUAUAUACAAAGAAAGGCUUCAAGGUCCUUUAUGAAAGCAUUCAUGGAAAAUUGAGAGUGACAAAUGGGGAUAGAGUAAGAGUUAUAAAUGCGAAAAACGAAACUGAGAAGAUUGAGAUAAUUCAACGGGAUUUGAUGUCGAUUCUUGGUAGUAAAAAGCUGAGAAUUGACACUAUAAGAAUCGAACACCAGCGGCCAUCUCAUUUCGUUGACGAAUAUUGUUAUUGGCGCUCACUUGGUUCACAAGGGGAGCAACCUUUGACUGGAAUGAUAGCUCUACAAAACACUUUCAACCUAGUUCCCAACAAAGUGAAGAUCAGCAAGUUGGAGUACUGUAUUGACGAAGAGACCGACGUUUUCAUAGAAACAAUGAAGACGAUAGACCCGGAUCAUCUCCAAUUCUUUCAACUCAUACGAUCUGGUCAUGACUGCUGGACCCCAUUUGUGAAUUUGUAUAAUCUGGAACAAUGGAGACGUUUGAAAUCGUUAGAUGUUCGUUGUCCUCAACUGACAGUAUCGAACAUUAUCAGAUUCUACACUCAUUUCGAGAAUGCCCAUUUGAACAUUGGCAGUUUUCACGAUAUUUCUGACGAGACGCCUUUACAAAAUUCGAUAAUGAUGAUUAAAGACAAACUCCUUCAAAACCCAAAUUUGAAACAAUUCAAAGUAAAAUCAAGGUAUUGCAUGAGUGAUACUGAUUUUGAAGAAAUAAACGCGAGUCUCCAACAAUACAACACCAACAAUGCUCCGUAUCAGUGCUGGGUUAGCAUUCCAUACCCGGAUUCUGAUAAGAAGCUGCAAUUGUUAGUGAAGAAGAGGAUUAUAUGGUUCAAGGGACCGUGCUAUGUCGAGGAAGAGGUGAAAGAAGAAAACGCUGAAGAAAUCGAAGAUGACGAUUGGUGA
This is a messenger RNA of Caenorhabditis remanei, 1161 nucleotides long. RefSeq lists its product as uncharacterized. Bases 1 to 1161 code for a protein of 386 amino acids. The record is from RefSeq and is a predicted model, not a curated record. The transcript is spliced from 3 exons. NCBI's taxonomy places the organism in Eukaryota, Metazoa, Nematoda, Chromadorea, Rhabditida, Rhabditidae.